GCUUGAGUGCGUUAAAUUGACUCGAGACUUGCGAGCGACCAGAUGGAAUUCUGCACUGGCUUAAUAAAGGAUUCCACUCAGUUAAAAUUGCUCAGCGUACGUUUGAGCUGAUUUAGCUGCUCAACAUCUGAAACGUAGACUUCUACCGGGGAGGCCAGGCCGCGCUGCGAGGCGGGGGAGACAUUUAAAGACACCGUCUGACUGUGUUCCCGAGCUGCUCGUGUGCGACUUCGUCAUGCCACUGUUUGGCAAAUCCCACAAGAGUCCCACGGACAUCGUCAGGACCUUGAAGGAGAACCUGGCCAUUGUGGUCAAACACGACAAGAAGACAGAAAAGGCAUCUGAUGAGGUUUCCAAGUGCUUGGUGUCCAUGAAGGAGAUCCUGUACGGGAGCAGCGAUAAGGAGCCACACACGGAGACUGUGGCCCAGCUGGCGCAGGAGCUGUACAACAGCGGCCUGCUGAUAUCCCUGGUGCAAAACCUUCAAGUGAUAGACUUUGAGGGGAAGAAGGACGUGUGCCAGAUCUUCAACAACAUCCUGAGGAGGCAGAUCGGGACGAGGAGCCCCACCGUGGAAUACUUCUGCUCCCACCAGGAGGUCCUCUUCAUCCUCCUGAAGGGGUACGAGACUCCGCAGAUCGCGCUGAACUGCGGGAUCAUGUUGAGGGAGUGCAUCCGCCACGAGCCGCUGGCCAAGAUCGUCCUUCACUCCGAGCACUUCCACAGCUUCUUCAACUACGUGGAGAUGUCCACAUUCGACAUCGCCUCCGACGCCUUCGCCACCUUUAAGGAUCUUCUGACGAGACACAAGGUGCUUGUGGCUGAAUUCCUGGAGCAGAACUACGACACGGUGUUUGCGGACUACGAGAAGCUGCUGCACUCCGAGAACUACGUCACCAAGCGGCAGUCUCUGAAGCUUCUGGGCGAGCUGCUCCUGGACAGACAUAACUUCACGGUGAUGACGCGCUACAUCAGCAAGCCGGAGAAUCUGAAGCUGAUGAUGAAUCUGCUCCGAGACAAAAGCGCCAACAUCCAGUUUGAGGCGUUCCACGUCUUCAAGGUGUUCGUGGCGAACCCCAACAAGACGCAGCCCAUCGUCGACAUCCUGCUGAAGAACCAGACCAAACUCAUCGACUUCUUGAGUAACUUCCAGAAGGACCGCUCGGAUGAUGACCAGUUUAACGACGAGAAGACCUACCUAAUCAAACAGAUCAGGGAUCUGAAGAAGCCCGCCUCCUAGAGCGGCGUCCGCCCGCCCACUUUUUCGACCAAUAGGAGACCUAACAUCUUGUUAACAGCGAUGGGUGUUCUAUUCCAGAGACGUUUUUCUUUUGUCGCAGCAGGAGUAGUUCUUAAUCAGCGAGCUUUUCGGAAAAACCUUUUUUACUCUUUAGUUUCAGAACCAGCAGCGAGAAAGCCAACUUUAACCAACCGACGCAUUAGUAAUGCCAGGCCUCAGAUCCAAGUUUUCUCUGCAGGUUCUCCGCCUGAAGGUGGAAAGCUAACCAUCUAAUCGUGCCAUCUGAACCACUCGACUCCCUGUCAGCCAGAAAACCGAGAACCGCUUUGACCUGUGACCAAAAACGAAGCUAAAUAUUGUGAAUUUUUGUUGUUUUUUUCUUUUUGAAGAAUGAUUUAAAUGAAGUCUUCUGUCCUAGUAUGAGCGUCAAACCAUCACCCACUUCUCUUCUAAUAGCACUUUCUGUAUGAUUAAGCCAACAGGAAACCAUGAAAAAAAAAGCUGAUCAGUUUACGUCCCGCUUUGAUUUUUGUUUUUUAAUCUAAAUUUCUCGCCUUGUACAGUUUGCGCUUCGUCGGAAGGAAGGAAGGAAGGAGACGUUUGUGUUUCCGCUCGCCGUAUCAGGUGCUCUCUGAUCUGAAGGAAGCAGUUGGAAAUUCAGACGUGCCUUUGUUGUUGUUGUUUUUUUUUUGGGGGUGUUUUCGUAUCUUUCUAAGGGGAGCUUAAUUAAGAGGUGGGUGAAAAAUAUCCUCUGGACGGAACGAAUCUGCUUUGAUUAAGCUGUGAACCUCAGUAGAUUGGAGCUUCAGGCCGAAGAAGAGCUUGGAAAAUCCAAAAAGAAGUUUGUUUUUCUUCCCCUCUAGAAAUACAGAAAAUAAAAAUAAAAAACACAUUUCAGUUGAUGCAUUUCUUUUGUUUAUUAUUCAAAUAAUAUUAAAUUUUUUCUUUAAGCACCAACAUGAUUUAGAUGCUUUUUAUUUUGGGAUCUGAAGUUGAAAUGAAAUGAAA
Oryzias latipes (Japanese medaka) is the source of this 2248-nucleotide messenger RNA. It is a transcript of the gene cab39l, whose product is annotated as calcium binding protein 39-like. Gene Ontology annotation, biological process: intracellular signal transduction. Gene Ontology annotation, molecular function: protein serine/threonine kinase activator activity. Lineage: Eukaryota; Metazoa; Chordata; Actinopteri; Beloniformes; Adrianichthyidae. The record is from RefSeq and is a predicted model, not a curated record.